GUCAUCUUUCCAUCAUCGGUAUCCAAACCUUGAGGUUGAGAAACAGGGAAUGGACGCAUUUCACAUCCACGCGGUGGGAAAUUUGUUGGAUGUUUAAACCCCAGCUACGUAAUUCAAACCUUCAAGAAAAUGCUAUAAAAGGGGGAAUAUCCCGUGGGGUUUGUUCUAUCUUGUAUACUCAACCAAACACAUAAACUUCGAACCAAAUACAAAACAUUUAAAGUAUUCCCAUUUAAGUCAAACCCAAGACCUUCAUACCACCAGCAAACAUGUCGGACCCCGGACGCAAGGAUUUCUCAACCAAGGCCAAGGAGGAGAUGACCCCCGACUCUUCCAAGUCAACUCAGGAUAAAAUCAAGGAGACCGCCACUGACACGAAAGAUCGCCUUGCUCGUGGAAUUCAACCCGAUGACCAGAAGAGCACCGGCCAGGAGGCCUUCGACAAGACUCAACGCUCCUCCGAUAACCAAAAGGGAGGCGCCACUCAGACCAUUGGUGAUAAGGUGAAGGGUGCUCUGGGAAUGGAUAAAUAAACAUUCGGCGUCGGUCGAUAUACCAGAGGGAGGCAAGGAUGUUGCUUUUUGAGAUGUUUGGCUUUUCACGACCUGUAUAUGCGCGAUGAUGAUUUAUAUGCAAAGUAAUCCAUAGCAAAUUGACAACAAAUCAACCUUAUUAAAAGGAUUUUGCCCCGUUCCUCCCUCACGCUUUUUAUUUUCAUUGUCGGGAAGAGUGUGUAAUAUUAUCAUCUAUCAUUGCGAACCAAAUUUUCGAACAUCGUAUCUCUUUGGCGGACAAGGCUUCGGUAGUCUUUCUCAACUCGUUCAAGUUCCUUCUUCGCUUCUUGGACAUUAUGUGGUAGUCCAUGAAACAUUUUCACAUUGCCUUCUAGUGUCUUCACUGUUUCCCUCAGUCUAACCACAUUCUCUUCCUCAACCAUUAGCUCCUCAAUUCGUAGCCCUUUAUCUCUUCCGAUUUUUUCAAAGGUUGAAAUCCUAUUGUGGUAUUCAUCAACCUUUGUGCCAAGUAGCUUUGUCCCCCUCACCCAGUCAGCGGUUUGGACUGGUAAAUCUGCGGGGGUUUCGUAUCUUUCCUCAUUUUUAAGUUCUUUCAUCUGUGAGUGUAGAGCUCCGAGCUCUUUAUCGAGAUAUGAUUGUAACAGUUCAAUUUUGCGUACUUGUUCAGCAGCAUCGAAUUCUUCCCUUGUAAGAUCCACAAUGCGAUGACCCAGGUCGCUGAUGGUGGUGGUAAAGGUUCCCAGCAACACAGCCGUUUCAGCGAGUUCAUCCAAGAACUUAACACCCUUAUCAUCAAGGUUCGAUUCUAUGGUAUCGAGAAGUUCUGUUGGAGAAUCUGGGUUGGUUUCUUCCUGAGCUAAAAGAUUGCGAAUCGUUUCUUCUCGUGCGGCAUGAAGGAGGGCACCUUCAUCGUCUGCCGCAUCGUUGGCAGCAGCGAGCGCAAGAAGUGU
Blastomyces dermatitidis ER-3 is the source of this 1465-nucleotide messenger RNA. RefSeq names its product chaperone/heat shock protein. The coding region runs from base 270 to 533 and encodes 87 amino acids. NCBI's taxonomy places the organism in Eukaryota, Fungi, Ascomycota, Eurotiomycetes, Onygenales, Ajellomycetaceae. The transcript is spliced from 4 exons. The record is from RefSeq and is a predicted model, not a curated record.